Molecule: messenger RNA, 2409 nt
Organism: Copidosoma floridanum
Lineage: Eukaryota; Metazoa; Arthropoda; Insecta; Hymenoptera; Encyrtidae
Source: RefSeq, a predicted model, not a curated record
AUGAACUCUAGCGCUUCCAUUCAAAAUUUAGUACCCUGUUCAAAGAAACAAAGCCCUGUUCAAAGAAAAGAGCAUGUUGUACAGGCCAAACUGUGUUUUUUGUGUUUAAAGGCUGGACACGAUUUAAAGACUUGUGAAUCUUCCUAUAGAUGCAAUUAUUGUAAUGGUAAACACCAUAUCUUGAUGCAUGAUGCCUUAAGCAAAAGUUCUAAUCGUCAAAAAACACCUCAAUCACAGUUUGGUCCCAAUCGGCAAUCUUAUGUAGCUGAGAUUGAUAAGGAAUCUAAUGACUCUAAUGAUUCUAAUGAAUCAAACGAUUCUAGCGAUGAAGUGCAAAAUUAUUCGGCUAAUUGUCCUCCGGUACCUUACAAUUUUGUGGUACUGAUGUCAACGGCUUUAAUCAAACUUAUUUCUCAAUCUGGAAAAUCGAUUGUACUUAGGGCACUCUUGGACACUGCUUCUAACUCAUCAUUUGUUUCUGAGCAUGCAGCCCUGUCCUUAAAAUUGACUAGACGUCUGGUUAAAAGUACUGUGUUUGGAAUAAAUUCUUGUAAAGCUGGAAAAAUCAAGGAAGAGGUUAGUCUGUCGGUGUCCCCAAUUACAGAUUGUGGUCCAAUAUUACCAUUUACUGCCCUAGUCUUAAACAAUUUGACCCGCAACACCCCAAGUGUAAGGGUAACAAACCUUAAUUGGCCUCAUAUUUCUCAACUAAAGCUGGCUGACCCAACCUUUUCCACUCCUGGUCCAAUUGAUGUUAUUUUGGGGGCUGAUCUAACGGGUUUUCCAUACAAAGAUGGUACUCACUCCGGUUCAGUACAAGAACCAGUGGCUAAACUUACUAUUUUUGGUUGGGUUCUAUCUGAGCUCUUUUGGGAACCCUCUUUUUCUACAUCUACCAGCAUUGAAAAGAACCUGAUCACCUGCUUAUCUAGUAGUUUGUCCGACAAUUAUUUUGACCUUGAUGUCUCUCACACUAAGAAGGGUGCUAAUUGUGAUUUACAAAAAUUUUGGGAAGUUGAAGAUCUCCAUGAUAAUCCCAUUCCCUCUGAAGAGGAGGAGAGGUGUGAACAACUUUUCACCAAUUCAGUUCAACGUAAUCGCGAAGGUCGAUACAUAGUUUCAUUACCUUUUAAACUUGACCCAGAGAAGUACCUGCAAUCGAACGUUAAACUUGCCACUCGACUCUUCUUUGGGUUAGAAAAUCGCUUACAAGAAAAUCCUGCUUUUUCAUCAAAGUAUAUUGAAUUUAUGUCCGAGUAUCAAGUGUUAGACCACAUGUCUGUUUCAUCCGCGCCCCUGACUCAUAGUCAUUUUUUGCCCCAUCACGGAGUCUUUAAAACAUUGGAUCCUUAUAAAAAAAUUCGAGUUGUAUAUAAUGGUUCGUCUCCCUCUCCAUCAGGGUACUCUUUAAAUAAUUGUCUAUAUGCUGGCCCUAAGCUUCAAAAGGAUAUUUGGGUUGUUCUGACCCGUUGGCGGAUGUUCAAGUAUGUUUUUACUGCAGACAUAGUUCACAUGUUCAGACAAAUCCUAGUUCAACCCAAAGAUCGUAAAUGGCAACGAAUUCUAUGGUGUGAUAAUCCUAAACAGGCUCUGACUAGUUUUGAUUUGCAUACCAUAACUUAUGGUCUUACCUCAGCACCGUUCCUUGCUUUGAGAGUUUUGAAGCAGUUAGCCCUGGAUGAACAAGCAAAAUAUCCUCUUGGUGCUGAUAUUUUGCUUAAUAAUUCUUACAUGGAUGAUUUUUAUGUUGGAGCUUAUACUGAAGCUCAAGCUCUUGCUGUUCAGCAAGAGUUAAUAUCUAUCCUUAGGGCUGGCAGUUUCUCACUCAGCAAAUGGGCAUCAAACAUGUCAAAAUCAAUAAAGGUACCAAGGUGGCUUGGUAUGAGUUCUGAAAAUGCCUCACAUAUUGAGUUGCAUGGCUUUUGUGAUUCUUCUGAACGUGCCUAUGCAGCCGUAAUAAAUGUGAGAAUUUUGUUAUCGGAUAAAGUCUGUCGAUCCACCUUACUAGUUGCCAAAAAUCUUGUGGCCCCAAUCAAGGUUUUAAGCAUCCCUAAGCUGGAGCUCUACGGAGCAAAAUUAUUGGCCGAAUUACUGGAUAGGGUUAAGAUAGAUCUACAUAUUAAGUCAUUAAAAAAUUUUGCAUGGACUGACUCCCGAGUUGUUUUGGCUUGGAUUUCUGGACAUGCCUCAAAAUGGACAUCAUUCGUUGCAAACCGUGUUUCAAAAAUUCAGUCCAUUUUGCCACCAAAAAAUUGGAAUUAUAUUUCAUCUGCUAAGAACCCGGCUGACAUCGCUACCCGAGAUAUCACUCCUUCUCAAUUAAAGAAUCUCAAGCUUUGGUGGCACGGUCCCGAUUGGCUUCAAAAUCCAGACCAUGAUCUUACUCCAACGUGUGUUGAGUCCCCCUAA